This is a messenger RNA of Perkinsus marinus ATCC 50983, 219 nucleotides long. RefSeq lists its product as hypothetical. The record is from RefSeq and is a predicted model, not a curated record. The annotation marks the transcript as partial. NCBI's taxonomy places the organism in Eukaryota, Perkinsozoa, Perkinsida, Perkinsidae. The transcript has a single exon.
AUUCGCAUGUCGGAGUUGCGGCUGAAGCUUGAGUCACAGAAGAUGGAGCUUGCUGUUCAAAAGGAACUCAGAGUGAAAAAUGAGAGGCUCAUCAAAGAUCUAGAAGACCGCAUUCAGUACACCACUCAUAAACAUAUCGUAUUCGUAUUCGUCCGGUCCUUCAGGCGUAUGGACUCACACAGGGAACAGAUCCUCGCGGAAGUCGUUCCGUCAAUGUGA